Magallana angulata is the source of this 3160-nucleotide messenger RNA. RefSeq names its product apoptosis-inducing factor 3-like. The transcript has 18 exons. Lineage: Eukaryota; Metazoa; Mollusca; Bivalvia; Ostreida; Ostreidae. The coding region runs from base 316 to 2805 and encodes 829 amino acids. Gene Ontology annotation, molecular function: 2 iron, 2 sulfur cluster binding; flavin adenine dinucleotide binding; oxidoreductase activity, acting on NAD(P)H. Gene Ontology annotation, cellular component: cytoplasm. The record is from RefSeq and is a predicted model, not a curated record.
UUAGAAUAGACAUACUUUUAGCCGUGGAGCUCACAAAAGAUGUGUUAUUUAAUAAUCUGAUUAAUAUAUCGUUAGCUUUCCUUCUUUAAAAAGCAAACAAUAAAUAUCUUGACCACAUGUAUCUUGAUCAAGCAGGACAAAAGAGUUUACAGAGGAAGUUUAUUUGGAUUUCUUGAUCGCGUUCUUGUUAAACUGUUUCCUCAAGGAGAAAAACAGAAUAUUUUGAGAUGACUGUGAAGCAAUCAUUGAGAUGAGAGAAGCAUUGGAUCCAGUGAUUUGUUGAUUUAGAGGAGUACUCAAUACAAACACCGCAGGAUGGGCAAGGGGCAGUCCAAGUCUUAUGACUUCACUGGGGAGUCAGUGAAGAAAAGGUCAGGAAGUAAGAAGUCCAACGGAGUCGAAGCACGGACGUCCAAAACUUUUGACCCGGAUACAAUAAAUUCCCCGCAAUCCGGGAAGGCAGAGAACGGGAACGGCCAGUCCCCGACAAGAACCAGUCUUCCAGUGACCAAGGAAGAACCUACAAAAGACACUAGUGCUGACGACAGUGCAGUAAAUAGUGAACAAUCCCCCACAGAUAACAAACAGUUGCAGGGGUCCAAUGACACUCCCCAGGAAUCUGUGACAGAGACUGUUGAGAAGUCUGACAGCAGUCAAGUUGUUAACUCUGAGGAGAAUACUCAGCAAACAUCUGAUCCUCCUGUAGAAGAGGACAACACAGAGGAGGAGCAAAAACCAGAAUCCACGACACAAGGUCCCCUAGAAGAAGAGGACCUUGAUGAAAAGAUCCAAAAAGAGGCUGAGGAAUCCCAAAAAGAGGCUGAGGAUUUGAAGGAGAACCAGAUUGAGGAGUCAGAGGAGCUUGUUACAAAGGAGGAAGAAUCAGCUUUAGAGAAAGACACUUCAGAGGAACCACCAAAGGAAAGCUUAGAGGAGCCAGCAGAGGACCACACUGAGGAACAACCAGAGGACCAGAUUGAGGAUCAUACUGAGGAGCCAGCACAAAACACAGUAGAGGAAGAAGUUACUGCUGAGGAAACUAAACCUGAACAGACUGAAGACAGUGACAAAGAGGAACCAGACAACAGAACAGGGGAACUAGUUCAGCAAGCCGCUGUCAGUGUAGAGAGUGAGCAGAAUCCAGAAGAAUCUGUGGAUAAACCUGAGGACGAACCUGAACCAGAACCCGAGGAAGACAUGGCCGACAUAGUGUCAGGGGUGGUCUGUAACGAGUCCGAUCUCAAGGACGGGGAUAUGAAGGAGUUUGAUCUCGGUGAAGGAAAAGUACUAAUUGUCAGGGAAGGGUCAGAGUUCUAUGCCCUUGGUACAAAGUGUUCACACUAUGGGGCGCCACUGGUCAACGGGAGUCACUGCAAGGGCAGAGUUCGCUGUCCCUGGCAUGGAGCCUGCUUUAGUGUGAAGACGGGGGACAUUGAGGACUUUCCUGGCCUGGAUAGCAUUCCAAAGUUCAAGGUUGAAGUUGAUGGUGGUAAGGUUAAGGUCACAGCUAAGAAGUCUGCACUGGCUGACCCUAAAGUUCAGCGUACUAUGUGUAAAGCCUCGAAGUCUAGCAACAAGAAAGUCUUGAUCAUUGGAGGAGGGCCGUCCUCAGUUAAAUGCGCAGAAACGCUGCGACAGGAAGGAUUCACAGGGGAAAUCACCAUAGCGACACAAGAAAACAACCUUCCUUAUGAUAGACCCAAACUUAGCAAGGCAAUGGAUAUCACAGCUGACAAGAUAGCUCUCAGAAGUGCUGAUUUCUAUUCCAAGGCAGACAUCACCAUUCUAAAGCAAAAACAGGCUACUGCAGUAGAUGUUUCCAACAAAACAGUGACUUUCCAAGAUGGCAGCUCUGUACCUUAUACUUCAUUAGUCAUUGCCACUGGAGGACGUCCCAGAAUGUUGCCUAUCCCAGGCACUGAUCUACAAAACGUGUAUCAGCUCAGAACUCCAGAAGACGCGAAUCAGAUCGCAGAACGAGCUGCCGGAAAAAACGUGGUCAUCAUUGGGUCCUCAUUCAUUGGGAUGGAGGUGGCCUCCGCUCUUGCUGGCACCGCGACCUCGGUGUCGGUGGUGGACAUUAUCAAGGUCCCCUUCCAACUGGUUCUGGGCGAGAAAGUAGGAUCAGUGUUACAAAAGAUGCAUGAAGACAAUGGAGUCAAGUUUUAUUUUGAGCGGGGAAUCAAGGAGUUUGUGGGGAGUGAUGGGAAGGUCACGGAGGCUGUUCUCUCCGACGACACCCGCCUGCCGGCAGAUUUGUGCAUUAUGGGAGUUGGAGUUGUUCCGGCUACCGACUUUAUCAAGGGAUCUGGUGUAGAAAUGACCGAUAGAGGAUUCCUUCCUGUAAAUAAAAUGAUGCAAACUAACCAACCUGAUGUGUAUGCAACUGGGGACAUUGUAGAGUUCCCACUCUUCAGUGUUGGAGACAAAAAUGUUAACAUCCAGCAUUGGCAGAUGGCACAUGCUCAUGGAAAAACUGCAGCUCUUGGAAUCCUAGGUAAAGAUGAGCCAAUCAGAAGUGUUCCCUUUUUUUGGACAGUGCAAUACAAGAAAAGUAUACGUUACACAGGUUACGGCCCCGGCUAUGAUGACAUCAUCGUACAUGGUGACCUAGAGGCUCCCAAAUUCAUCGCCUACUACACAAAAGGAGACGAGGUCAUAGCUGCUGCCAGCCUGAACUUUGACCCCUAUGUAGCCCGAUUGGCUGACGUGAUGUUGGCAGGAGAAAAAGUCCUGAAAAGUGAAGUCCAAUCAAGUGCAGAUGGAUGGAUGUCCAAGUUUGAAAAAUUAACCAUAAAAGCUUGAAGAAAGUGUUACAUAAACAGACAUAUACUGUUGGACUGUAUCAUGUUACAUCCAGUGUGACUGCGCAUAUAUUCUUGCGGGCCUCAAAGUUUGCUGCAAGAAGAAAAUUCCUCAUCCAUUGAUUUUGUUUUUGGAAACUUCUGUUUUAGAAUUCUAUGAAUUUUCAACAUAUUAGAAAGAGCUUAUUUUUCAAAUAUUGUAGAAAGAGUUGUGCAUGGUUCGUGGGAUCAGACUGUUUUAUACAUGUAGACUGUGAGCACAUGUAUGCAUCUAUUAGUACACAUUGCAAUGUUUUCUAUUUGUAAUAUAGCUAUAUAUCAUAGAAUAUGUUAUUCAAUAAAUUUAUACAAAUAAA